AUGGCAAACUAUAUUAUAUCUAUUCUCUUGUUCACAGAACAAAGUAAAUGGCCGGGAGAGAAAUGCAGGAGCGGGGGGUCGCGGCAGUCACCCAUUGACAUCAAGCGGUCAGACAUCGUAAAGGACUUUGAGGGUAAAUUCAUCAAAUACGGAGAUGUUGUGCUUUCCGGGUACCAAGCUGUCAUCAUGGCAGCCACCAAUAACGAAUACACAAUAAUGUUCAGCACGGAAGGCAACCCUGAACAUCACCCGACGAUGCGCGGCGGCCCGUUGCGGCAGCCAUACCGACUAGAACAGAUGCACCUGCAUUGGCUCUCCGAGCAUGCCAUAGAUGGCGCGAAAUUCCCGGUCGAAAUCCACUUGGUCCAUGUGCGCUCCGACCUGGACGUGAGGAGUGCGCUCAAGAAGAAAGACGGACUCGCUAUCUUAGCGUUAUUUGGUAAGAUCAUAGAACAAGAUGAGGCUGAGGAGACAGCAUUCGACGAGAUGACAGCCAUCAUAUCGAGGCUGCAGGCCGUCGGCAGUCGCCUCAAAGGCUUCGUCAUGGACUUGACAAAAUUGAUCGCUCCUAACACUAGUAUUUACUACACGUACGCGGGUUCUCUGACGUCACCAAUGUGUAACGAGGUCGUCACCUGGAUCCUCUUUCCUGAAUAUAUUUAUAUGACGGAGGCACAGUACAACUUGCUGGAAAAGCUGCGCGAAGGGCACUACAACUACCGCAGCCUGCAGCCAGUGGUGCGACAGACCGUGUUCCAGCCGCCGUCAGACUUCUUCAUGGAGCCACAGAUCGUAACCUCGCUCAAGAACGCACUCAUCUCUGUCGUAAACUUCUUUUCCAAUGUCACCAGCUUUAUGAUGAAAGGUUUCGACACACCUUAGCGUACGGCCAACGGGUUGGAUAACUUUCAAGUAUCUCCGCCACUUAUAUCGUCUUGGAUAGAUACAAUAUGGAAAGCUCUGGAAAAACUCAACCCAUGCUCAGAUCCUAAGUCGUACAUGUGCUCCAAGCUCCGCGGAUUGUGUAAGAAACUUAAUCU
This is a messenger RNA of Papilio machaon (common yellow swallowtail), 1040 nucleotides long. RefSeq names its product carbonic anhydrase 1-like. Lineage: Eukaryota; Metazoa; Arthropoda; Insecta; Lepidoptera; Papilionidae. Gene Ontology annotation, molecular function: zinc ion binding; carbonate dehydratase activity. The transcript is spliced from 8 exons. The coding region runs from base 1 to 882 and encodes 293 amino acids. The record is from RefSeq and is a predicted model, not a curated record.